CCCACGAUGAGGACGAUGCCACGCGUAUGAAGCCGCGAGCCAACGCAAACCUAUAGCUCCAUAUAGUUCGCCGACGCAGCGUCGCGUCCGUUCAUUCAUCGUACGGACGGUGUGUCUUCCCGGACUGUGGGCUGAUUCUCUCUCGUCCUCAUCCCGUCGACGUCCAUCUCAUUCCAGUGAGGUAGACCGCCCUUCGACGCGCAGGGAGAGAGACAGACAGAGAGAGAGAGAAAGAAACAGAUUACAGAGAAAGAACUAAAGAAGGAAGCAAGGUAUUCGAGACUCGAUCGUCAGGAUGAGAUCCUUCGGAGUCUGUUUGGCGGCAUUCUGCCUGAUCGUGACCUCCCUCGCCAAGGUUGAAACCGAGGAUGGGGUUCUCGUGGUUACCAAGGACAACUUUGACAACGUCAUCCAGGACAACGACUACGUGCUCCUUGAGUUCUAUGCCCCAUGGUGCGGACACUGCAAAGCACUGGCGCCGGAGUACGCUAAAGCGGCAAAGAAAUUAGAAGAAGCCAACUCGCCAAUCAAAUUGGCCAAGAUAGAUGCGACGGUCGAGACCUCACUCACCGAAAAGCAUUUAGUGAGAGGAUAUCCCACUCUGAAAUUUUACCGCAAAGGUACCCAGAUCGAGUAUACCGGUGGUCGUCAGGCUGACGAGAUUGUCAACUGGCUGCUCAAAAAGACUGGUCCGCCUGCCAAAGACUUGUCUACAGUUGAAGAAGCUAAGACAUUUAUCGACGCGCAUAAAGUCGCCAUUGUUGGAUUCUUUAAGGAUGCCGAAAGUGAUGCUGCCAAGGUGUUCUUGGAAGUUGGUAGCACAGUGGAUGAUUAUGUGUUUGGUAUUACAAGCGCUGAUGAGGUGUUGAACGAAUAUGGAAUUGAAGAUGGAAAGAUUGUGCUAUUCAAGAAGUUUGAUGAAGGUAAAGUUGUCUUUGAUGGAGAGCUUACGACUGCAGCUGUACAAAACUUUAUUUCCGUAUAUUCGUUGCCUUUGGUUGUUGAGUUCAAUCAGGACACAGCACAGAAGAUCUUUAGUGGAGAUAUCAAGAGCCACUUGUUGGUUUUCCUCAGUAAAGAAGCUGGUCACUUUGAGAAAUAUGUCGACGGAAUUCAGGAGCCAGCAAAGAAAUUCCGUGGCGAGAUCUUAUUUGUGACAAUCGACACAGAUGAGGCUGAUCACGAACGUAUUCUGGAAUUCUUCGGUUUGAAGAAAGAUGAAGUACCCGCUAUGCGGCUUAUCAAACUCGAACAAGAUAUGGCUAAGUACAAGCCCGAUAAUCCAGAGAUAACCGCUGAAAAUGUCUUGGAAUUUGUCACUGCUUUUGUGGAGGGCAAAUUGAAACGACACCUGCUUACGCAAGAUUUACCAGAGGAUUGGGACAAGAAUUCAGUUAAGGUUCUCGUCGGCACAAACUUCCAUGAAAUUGCCUUUGAUAAGCAAAAGGAUGUUCUAGUUGAAUUCUACGCACCUUGGUGCGGCCAUUGUCAGCAGCUGGCGCCUAUUUAUGAAAAACUUGGCGACAAAUAUAAAGACAAUGACAAGUUGGUCAUUGCAAAGAUGGAUGCCACUGCUAACGAGUUGGAGGAUGUAAAGAUAACUAGCUUCCCCACAAUUACACUUUACAAGAGAGAAACAAAUGAGGCUGUGGAAUUUAAAGGCGAAAGAACGCUCGAAGAUCUUUCCCGAUUUGUCGAAAGUGGUGGAACACAUGGUCAAGGUCCAGAAGAGGCUCAGGAAGAAGAUGAGGACGAUGACGUGCCAAGGAAGGACGAGUUGUAAACGCACAUAAUCAUUAUUAUAAGAAGUAAAAUCAACAUUGACUCGUCUAUUGUAUUUCCUGCAUCCAGUCAAUGAACUCCACAAUUUCCCGUUUUAUAAAAGAUAUUUCAUUUCUCUUAUAAAGAUAAAAAGAAAACUCGAUGGUGCAUCCCCAUAUUAAUUUGUUAUUUUAGGAAUUAAGUUUAGAAAUUUUAGGAGUUAAAUGUUGCAGUGUACAAUUUGUAAUUAAGAAUUUGCGUUCGCGGUUUUCCAUAGGAUCAUUGUCAUUGUUAAUAUCUGCUCAAAUGAUACUUUCAUGAUACGUAGAAUCAUUUUAUUACGUUUGUAAUGCAAUGCAAAUUAUGUAAACAGAACAUUAUAAAGAUCUAUGAUGUACUUGAGACAUUUAAUACGCGAUAACAUAAAUAUUGAAAUUAUGAAUCUGGAUUUUUACAUGAUUAUGCUAGUUGCGUUAUGCAACCUAAUGUGACUUUUUGUCCUUUGAAAACCGCAACGUUUGUCGUUCAUAAUUUCGCACUUUUAUUGUUCCACAUCGCAUGCGGAACAGGAAAGUAAAUUAUUAAUCUAAGAUCGUCCUGAAAUCACUUUUUAUUUUUAUAAAAAGUUCUUAUUUUAUUAACACAGAUGUCUGAAUGAUUCGUUGCUCGUUACGAUGCACAAGUGGAAGCAAGUCUUCGAGCGUCCUGUGAGAGCUAGUGGUUUAUACAUAUUUCCAAUUUACAGCAUUUAAAACUGUCACAACGGGUGAUGGUUUUAGAUAUACAUAGUUAGGAUAAGCAGCCGUUUCAAUGUUCUUCUAGUUUUAAUUGACUGAAACUAUAGGAAAUUAGAGAUGAAGCACAUAUUGUGAAAAAA
This is a messenger RNA of Monomorium pharaonis (pharaoh ant), 2638 nucleotides long. RefSeq names its product protein disulfide-isomerase (gene Pdi). The record is from RefSeq and is a predicted model, not a curated record. The transcript has 8 exons. Gene Ontology annotation, biological process: protein folding; response to endoplasmic reticulum stress. Lineage: Eukaryota; Metazoa; Arthropoda; Insecta; Hymenoptera; Formicidae. Gene Ontology annotation, molecular function: protein disulfide isomerase activity. The coding region runs from base 296 to 1783 and encodes 495 amino acids. Gene Ontology annotation, cellular component: endoplasmic reticulum.